AUGAGGGCAACGAAGGACCACCGCUGCAUCGCAUCGGGCUGGAGACUGGAGACGGGAGAGAGCGAGGGCGUGGUGUCAGCAUAUCGGCGGUACGUACCCAUGCCCGUACCUUCUUUCCGCAAGACAGGGGGAUCUCACGGGGGUACUGUUGUCACUACUGGAAACACCUCACCUCCAGGUCACACCCACCACCACCACCACCACCACCUGCUGCCUCAGCAUCUCAAAAUCAAGAUGGAAGGAACGGACACGGAGUAUUCUGCAGUACGUACCCACGAACGGUGUAAGGCAAGGUACGUACGGAGUAUUCCAUCUUCAUCUCGUCUCAUUGGAUUCGUCAACGUCAACGUCCACCCUCCCUUCUCUUUGCCUCGCUUUCGAAUAAUCAGAUUACAAUACAAUACGACCUACAAAGUUGAAGUGCUUCGGCUUCGGCUUCAAAAAAGACGGGUGCCGGGGUUCGGAUGUACCUUCCAAUCUCUCAGCUCUGACAUCUCACACUCCCGUCGACAUACACUUGAUGGACGCUUCACGCUUGAUCUGAUGAUCGGAGAAUCGGAAAUCUCCAUUCUCGGUCACAACAAAAACAGGACCCUGGACAUCCAUGUCCAUCUCCUUCUCCAUGUCUGCCAGCGGAUACUGGACGACGACUUGACACGGGGGAAUGGCGGCUCAUCGUCUUUUGAAGCCCGCCUCGUCUCCAUAGUACAUGGCACUAUGAAUACUAGCGACUCCAUCCACCUGCAGGCCGCACGCCGCACGCCGCGCGAAGAUCUUGAGCUUUACUGUUCUGACGGGGCCUGCCGCCACUCACUGGCCCUUACCCAGUACGCUACUGUACCACGGAGUACACUAGCCUUCAACCCUCCAAGUCAAAUCCUUCGAAGUCGAGAAUAUCGAUUCAAAGCAACAUCUAUUUCACUGUCUCCCACCACUUCCUGUACCCUCACUGCGAAAACCAGCCGUCAUCACUGGGGGCGUAUUGAGCUAUCGUUCAAUGACUGGCCGCCAUUGCUUCAGGAACAGAACGUGGUCCCGCGUGAAUAUCACUUUGGUGUGGUGUUCUGCAUCGCUUGCUCUAUCCGUCCCACAUGGCUUCAACGCGGCAGAAAUCCCGACCCCAGCCAUGUACGCUGCCUGUACGGAGUAAUAUGGAGUAUUAGUGAGGGCGGUUAUGAGGCAGUGGGCUCAACGGUCGACGUUCAAUCUAAUGUCUCGCCGCCAGGGACUACCUAUGACAGUGGGGCUCGAACGAUGAGGGGGUCUCGUCACUAUGAGGACACUUCUCCUCACAUAAGACAGCGGCUCUCCACAGACUGGCUGACACAACGUUACGUACUUGACCUUAUCUCAACCUUUCCGAUUUCGAUCGAGGCGUUGGUGUACGGCCACGGAUGGCCAAGCCCCGGCGGCCUAGCACUGACAUGCAGCUGCACCGUCUUGCGGCAACAUGCAAAGUGCGGCACGGAAGUGGCAGAAUACUUACCAUGCGACGCCCCCGACGUCGAGGAGGUUUACGGCCGUUGCUUGCACUACCUACACCAGACGCCCAGAGUCCGCGUCCUGUUCCCCCGCCGAGUCGCAGCCCUUUCUGAUGAGGAGGGCAACGCCAUCAGCCGGCUCAAGCAGUCUUCACAAAAGCCUCAGGGCUCCUCUUCGUGUUUCUCGAUUGGAAUGAUGGAUGCCCGACAUACCCAAGCAGCGCUAAUCAGAGACAUACUAGUGGUCUACCCCGAGACCUACCCUAUCACGAUACGAAUUCGGUACAUCGACCAAACCUUCUUGGGCAGCAGCCGUCACCGCCCCAGCCUUCAUAGAAAUUCUCAGUUUCUCACAUCGGACGUGGCUCCGACAUACGGUGCCGUCUGCGCCGUUAACUUUGCGCGGGCGCCAGUGGACCAUCGACUGCCCUUGCCAUCAUCAGAGCCUGCGACUGGUUGGUGUACGAUCGGCGCUGUUGAAUUGCAAAACUGCAAAACUCUCGGGCGGCCGUGCCAUUUCAACUGUCUAUCACGGGAAGAAUACCGCCUGCCGGACAAUGCGAGAUACCGUGUCGGCUGCCGGCCGAGAAGAUCGGCGACCACAGAUACGACAACACAAAACCGCCUACGAAAGCAGGCCCGAAAGGAUCGAAAAGCGAGAAAAGUUGAUGCUAAGGGCAUGGAUCAUACCAUAUUGGCCGUCAGUCCUGCUCAGGUGCUGGCUAUGCUUGGAAACCAAACCAAGCGCACUAUCAGUUCGGGAAGUCCUCAUCGCUCAACCUCUGGAUCCUCAAAGCGGUUUCGAAAAUCACAGUCUGCUGCAACCCUCUUGUUCUUCCCCUCCCUCCCUGGCUGUAAGUCGCUCGACCAUGGCGAACGCAGCUCCGAGCUUCCAGACCGCAGCCACAAAGUGCCUUCUCGAACAAAUCAUUUAGCGGAGACAAGCAAGGAUGAAACAUCUCAAAGCAACGGGCCCCACGCUCAUUCUGGCCAUCGGCGGCUGGUCAACGGCUUCAAUUUCGGGUCUCACCACGCCUGGGGAAUUUGCCCGACUUCAUUCGUACUGAUAACUCAGAUUAACACUAUUGCGAGGCAAAAAAGGAGACGCCCGGAGAGUUCAAUCUCGCAGCUCAAACCUUGUCCGCCGCUCGUGACCUUGCACUGCAGAACUGUCCAAGUCUGGCUUUUGGAUGAGGAUGCGACGGCACUUUCUUCCAGAGGAUUCUCUCCAUCACAAAACGCACACGUCUUCAGUGCUUUCGUUGGUGAGAACCGCAUCCACGCCAAUAGCCGGGCCUCAGACUUCCGAUGGACGAGCUCAUGCAUCCAACGGCCACCUGUCCAUCCACUCGAUGCCUGCAGCGUGCGAUCCUCUAUUGCGGCCUCCUUGUUCUCUCGCUUGCUCAUGCAUGCCGCUGCAGAUCAAGCGGCCUGCCCGCCUCUAACCGCCAGCAACUGGUUCUACGUCUUUUCACUUCUGGCUCUUGGCCCCUGCGUAUCCUAUGCCACCCGAUAUGGGCUCUCGCUCAAAGAAGUCUACGGAGUAAUACAUAAGAUGAAUCGCAGUCGAAUACUCUUCACAGUGAGCGAGGCAGAGGGAACGCAGAUGAAGAUGGUUAACGACACAAGCCACAAUCGCCCGGCUACCAAUCUGAUAAUUACACCUUGUCCGGGCUUCCACGGGCCAACUGAUGUUCUGACGCAGCAGAAGCCCAGUCACCUGUCAAUUGUAACGAACGAGCUGCCCGGCUCCCUCCGCCCGGAGCAACCGGGGCAAAGGAGACCCCCGUUCUCUCAAGAUGCGCCAGUCCACCCUGACCAAAGCAGCUCGUACACCUAUUUCUCCGAAUUCUACGAAGUAGAGGUACAUAGCGGCAGCGCCAUUGAGUUGACCCUCCAAACGCUGACCCCUUAUUCGUUCAAGUCGGCCAAGUCUUCCGGUAUCAUCGCGGCCGCGAGUAUAGCGGGCGGAAACGGCUUGGAGAAGAUGUGUCCUGGUGGAGCUCCUAUUGCAAACUCGGUCCCAUGUUGCGGCAAGCAGAAAAGGGCAGCUUUACCCUGGUUCACGUUGGGAGUUCACGAAUUGAACACGCAAUGCAGCUCAUCGGCAGGGCGACAGGGUGAGGACUGGGUACCAGACCCGAAAACCACGGUGAAGCAUCUUCAGCCAUACAAAGACGUCGCCAGCACCCACACGCCCGACUUUGUUCAGAGAACGGCGACAUGCAUAUUGGCCGCUACGCGGUUUGCGAUAUCCCAUGACGAGCGGCAGGUUUCUCCGAGUUCGAUGCGGCGCCAUGUCCGAUCUCAGAGAGACUACAUUCCACUCGCGCAGGUGGGCAAGACCUUAAAACACGCGCAUUGCGGCAUGCUACCUCCCAUAGGUGCCGAAGCACAUAACUCGUUCUGGAUAGCACUCGGUACUCAAGUCGAUCCGCGGGACGAAGCGACUACGCGCUUUUACUUGCAAGCUCGUUAUGACGGGGCAGAGGUCACUUUGAAGCUCUGCUUCCCUAGCUGCACCGCUUACAUGAGUGGCAGCGUCCCCUUGAGAGGUGCGAUACAGUCAUUUUCUGGGAGGGAGAAGGGCCUGCAACAAGGCGGAUCCUCAAUAGAAUCGGUUGGCAGCCUACGAGCUGUCCUAAUCUAA
Molecule: messenger RNA, 4131 nt
Organism: Colletotrichum lupini
Lineage: Eukaryota; Fungi; Ascomycota; Sordariomycetes; Glomerellales; Glomerellaceae
Exons: 30
Coding region: 1-4131 (1376 amino acids)
Source: RefSeq, a predicted model, not a curated record